This is a messenger RNA of Penicillium nucicola, 489 nucleotides long. RefSeq lists its product as uncharacterized. The transcript is spliced from 2 exons. The record is from RefSeq and is a predicted model, not a curated record. Lineage: Eukaryota; Fungi; Ascomycota; Eurotiomycetes; Eurotiales; Aspergillaceae. Bases 1 to 489 code for a protein of 162 amino acids.
AUGGUCUACGGCCACGAUAACGACAACUUUUACCAAUAUAAUUCUGGGACGAACUUGUUCCCUUAUGACGAAUGGACAGCCGAACCCACCUUUGGGCUAGAUGAUGAUACGCCCACAAUCCCUAGAUUUGGUGAAGUCUCAUCCACUUCUGAGGCAAAACAAGUUUACAUCCAUGCCUAUUUCUUUUACUACCACAAAAUAAAUCCGUUCAUCCACGAAGAGACGUUCAAACUGCAUCUGUCCACGCAAUGUCUACCUGAAACGGAAGAAGAAUCAUGUAUUGUUUCUAUGGGUCAGAUGCACAACCUAUUGCUACCUGAUGCCCAUGACCCUCCUAUCGUCCUGUCUGGGACGUCAGACCGUGAUCGCGCUCUUCCCUAUUCAGUAAUUACUCACGGAAAGCGAACUUACCGACUGCAUAAGAGCCGUUGUCAGCCUUUGGGCCUUCGUCUCGACCCACUUCCCGAUACAGCGGACCGAGCCAGCUAA